AUGGCACUUUUGACGCCCAUCUUUAGUUCAAUUUUCAUCGCUGGGCAAUUUGCAAGGAUCUAGUAUCCUUUGCAGCCUAAAACGUGCCGGAAAUGGGGAGCAGAGGGCCAUUUUGCCGCCACGUGUAACUCGCAGUGUUGCUUUAAAUACGAGAAGCUGGGACAUUGGUCCCAAGAUUGUCCUUUGUCACCGCUUCGCCGAGUCUGUUUGGCCGCUUCACAUCCCACUACAGAGUUACCCUUUAUCUAUUACAGUGCUAAUGUCUCCACAGUCAAAGUCAGCGGGGCCUGCUAUGCAAAAAUAG
This is a messenger RNA of Porites lobata, 304 nucleotides long. The record is from the annotation of a GenBank genome assembly. Lineage: Eukaryota; Metazoa; Cnidaria; Anthozoa; Scleractinia; Poritidae.